This is a messenger RNA of Marchantia polymorpha subsp. ruderalis, 1252 nucleotides long. NCBI's taxonomy places the organism in Eukaryota, Viridiplantae, Streptophyta, Marchantiopsida, Marchantiales, Marchantiaceae. The record is from the annotation of a GenBank genome assembly.
GACAAUUCACUCAAAGCCAAUGACAACUCUUGGACAGUGUUCGAAGAACACGGUCGACGAACGGAGGUCUCUUGACGCCCGGAUUCCGCCUCACUGACUUUCUUUGUUGCCGAGCUCGUGUCUCGAUUCUUCGUCCCUCAUAAUCUUCCCGAUUUUAGAGGUUGCAAUCAGCAACCAUGUCCGGUGGUCUGAGAACAGCCGAUGGCCUCCCGGUGGAGAAAGAGCAGAUCUUUCGGAUGGCUCAACAAGAAAUGGAGUACAGAGUCGAUCUAUUUAACAAAUUGACUCAGACCUGCUUCGAGAAGUGCAUCGAAAGAAAGUACAAGGAAUCAGAACUGAACGUGGGAGAAAAUAGCUGUAUCGAUCGCUGUGUAGCGAAGUACUGGCAGGUUACUGGCAUUGUUGGAACAAUGCUUGGCUCGAGCAAGCCCGGGGGCAUGUAGAAUAAAUAUAUAUAAAGAUCAACAACGAUUAAAAUUUUGCUGAUUUCGUAGCGCUUUACAAAGUUUUUUUGAGUUAGGAUUAGUGCAUACAUACCAGGUUCCUGUCCCGGAUGACGGGUGGAUGUGUGGUUGCUAAUGUGUCUUCAGGGCAUACACGACUAUAACUGCCUCUCCUAGAGUGGUGAUCACACUACGGUAUGGAAUUGAGGAGCUUCUUUGUAGAACGCGCUGAGUAACUGGUUACAUCAUUGGAAACCAUGGUCAGGACUUCUCCAGUGUGUUUCCUACUGAUUAAAAACACAAUGUUAAUCACAAUCAUGAAAUCAUCUACUUGUCUCGAAAUAAUAACGUUCCCAUUCGAGUUUUUCCUUUUCCAAGUUUCAGGAUCUUUCUAUAUUUAGGAGGAUGCAGUGUCUCGCUGUUUGACACAAGUAGGGGCAGAUAGUUCCCACUGCUAGCUUAGGUGGGUUUUCUCUACCUCGGUACUGAAAUUCAGAUUUUGUAUGUUGCCAUUUGACUUCGUCCGAGAAUAGGAUGUCCCCGCCGUUGGGGCUGUGAUCAAUACUCAGUCAUACGUUUGUGGACACUGAAAGUCAGUUAACAGCAGUUGGGCAGAGGCAAAGAUAUCUAUUGAAACAUAGAUUUACGCGGAAGUGAUGAGAUGGUGAUUUACUAUGUAAGGUGAUUAUGCGAAUAUGGUUGCAUAAAUACAAGCUGGUACAUCACCAUUGAACAAUGAAGCUUCCACUAUAAUCAGUUCGGACAUUAUUAGAAUUGGGAUUAAAAAAAUCUUCGGGAAGCUCAAUGCG